AUGAGAGUCAUGCUCACUCCGCAGAAGCAAGCAUGGAGGAUUCUUUGCAUUGUUUUGAUUAGCACAACAGGAGAAGUCAGCCCCUGUCCAAAAGGCAGUCGUGUCCACCUGCCCAGCCUGCGAUGCUUCUGGCUCUCUGAGAAGACAUCCACGUGGUCUGAGGCUUCAACUUCCUGUCAGCAAACUCGCGGAGGACGUGUGGCAGCUGCUGACAAUUUGGCGCUCCAAAACUUCCUCCACCACUCAUUCCCAGUGAAAAGCACUGAGUGGGUUUGGAUUCAGGGAGCAAGUGGAGAUGGACCAGACAAGGUUGGACUUGUGGAGUCAGCAAGUCCUGCAUGGCAAGGUGGAGGCAGAGACAAACAGAAAUUGUGCACUCAGAUGGCUCUGGGGAUGCCUGGAAAUUGGAGGACAUCCCCCUGUGUUAAACAAUACUACUUCUUCUGUCAAAAUGAAUUAAAUGAGUCUUUGCCAGACCCGGACAGUUACCUGGUGGGAGUGGUUCUGAUGACUGGCAUCUACCAUCGUGUCCAGAUCGACCCCUUACCAAAUGUCCCUGAUGUUGAACAACACACUGUGGAGAUACAGUUGUUCCCGGGCUUGUGGUUCAAUCAUGCAGGUCAGGUGACUUCACUAGAACUAGUGGUGCAGCCCAGCUCGACCUCCUCUUUGGCCCGCAUUCAAAUCCUUCGACCCUACUGCAACCCCAACAACCACCUAGUACCUCCAGGUUGCAGUUCUCUGUUGAAUCCAUUCAGCUGCUGCUCAGUGGUUCCGCUGUGCAACACGACAGGGGGCUGCAGCACGGGCCAGUACUGGUGUCAUAUACUAGAAGCCUGUCUUCCCAACAGCGAUCCUUGUUCUCUUUACGCCUCAGCAGCAGUGGGACGCGGCUUUGCGUUACCACCCAGAUACCCAGCAAUAGCACCUUUUUACCACUUGGUAGCAGAAUUACCCUUGAGAAUAAGCCCCUUCUCCGAACUGCAAACUUUCAGCGUUCUUCUUACAGAAGGAGCCAUCAUUGUCUACCCUGACGAUAUUGUUGCCAUUCAACACAAUCGUAACCCUGGAGCCUUUCUACACUGCCUCACCAGCAAUGCCUCCCUAAAUUCUGUGUGGCGACAGAGUUACCGAUCUCUUCGGGGGGCGGAGUGGGGGGGCUGGUGGGAGGGAGGCCUCACUUUCAUGCCCCAAGGUGAACACUGGGUGGAUGGGGUGGUGUGUGAUCUGAGAUUGCUUUAUGCAGACACACUUCAUGGAGGUAGUGAGCAUAACCCGAUGGUGGAAACCACCACACCCUCGUACAUGAAUGCCCUGACACCGAGUGUAAGAUCUACAUUUGGGCUAAAGCUCAUCCACCCUCCACUGGAUGGAAAGAACCAGAUCCACAUUCAAUGUAACGUUCCAACCCUCAUGGUUGUCAUGGUACGAUCAGGAGAGAAAGCCAAGUGUUCAUGGUCAGCUCCAGUGCUCCAAACUGGACUUCCCUUCAGUCGAACUUGCCCCGAUGUUCUGCCCAAAUGCGAGACCUAUUCUGAGCAUAUGUGGUUCUCUUCUGUAACUCUAGUCUUACCUUCAGUGGGGCUUCAGACGCUGAACAUCAGCGUGUCAGAUGCAGUAAGAUCUCAGAGUUUGAAUGUGAACAUGUGUGGCUACGAUACAGUGUCGGGACUCAGCGUGGAGCCACGUGGACACGAGAGGAUGCUUGUGGACAUUCCUCAGUCAUUUACAGCCCGAGUGGAUAGUGGCUCAUCUGUGAUAUUCUCAUGGGUCAUUGACAACUUGGAAGCAUUUGCAUAUGAAGGAGAAUCUUACAGUGUUGCGUUCAAGAAAGCUGCUGAGUACAAACUAAAGAGCAAAGAGCUCCUCCUGACCGUCGAUGAAAUGAACCCACUGGGUGAGCCUGAGUUCAUGUCUGUCAGGGAGGUUGUAGCAGUGGGUGCUACACACCUCUUCACCCUCAGGGUCAAAGUGGACAUCGCCCUGCCAGCUACAUUUAGAUGGGAUUUUGGAGAUGGUAAGAGUAGAGUUAUCCAUACCGAGCCUGCUCCUGGUGAGACCACGGAGGCACUUGCGGAAAGAGGAGAGACUCAAGCGUUUGUGCAGCACUCUGUGAACUUUACCUAUUUGACACCAGGUAACUACAAACUUCAAGUGGGAGUUUCCAACCAGUAUGAAAAAGUACAUAAAUCUAUCGAGAUGAGCGUCCGUCCUCUAUUAAAAUGUCUCUUGCUCGAUUAUUUCCCUCUGGUGGGCAUUGUUAAUGAGACUUAUCUUCUCGAGGGCUCCACUGUUCCUGCCGCCUACAACAUCACCUACACAUGGGAUUUUGGUGACAAAUCCAAAGUUGUCCAAUGUGCUGACCAAAAAGUUGAACACACCUUUUCCUCUGCGGGAGAUUACAACAUCACAUUGAGUGCCAACAACACUCUUUCUGUGCUUAACACCUGGCACAUGGUAGAAGUUAUGGAGAAAAUAACUGGACUUAGGGUCAGCUGCAACGGACCCAAUGAGUUGGGCUCUGUUACAGAUUUCAGAGCUACUGUUGCAACUGGUACGAGGCUUAUUUGGGAUUAUGAGUUUGGCGAUGGAUCCAAGCACGGAAGCCUUACAAAUGGCUCAGUUUCACAUAUCUACAAGUUUCCUGGAAAAUACACAGUUAGGGUAAAUGUCUCGAAUUCUGUCAGCCAUGCACACCAGUUUAUCAGUGUGGUGGUCUAUAGGUUGGCUGUUAAAGGAGUGACACCUACUGAGUGUGUCAUGACUGGUAGAAACACUGAGUUUUCUGCUUUGCUGAAUGGAAAUGUAUCCAUGCUAGUUUUCCUUUGGCUGUUUGGUGAAGGAACACCUGUAACUGUGGUGACAGGGCAAUCCACAGUUACACACAUAUUUUCCAGCCCAGGGUUUUUCCAUGUUAAUCUUACUGUGAAAAGCUCUAUUGGGACUGUCUCAUACAAUGGCACUAUCUGUGUCCAAACAGCAAUAACUGACAUGGCAGUGCAGUCAUCUAAAGAUAUAGUAGCCACAGGGGAGGAAGUCUGUUUCAGGGUGUUAUUUUCUCCAGAACUGAGAGCAGGUUGCCAAUUUAAGUGGUUCAGCACCUCUUACAGUCAAGCUUCUAUGACAGAACAUACUCAACAGUGUUUUACCUUCAGUGAUGAAGGCCUUAAAGAGGUAUCUGUAACAGCAAGUAACAAAGUAAGCAACAAAACAGUCAUUGCGAGCAUCACUGUUCAAAAACCUGUCAGCAAUUUCUCUUUGGUGUGUGAAAGUGAGACUGUGACUGUCAAUACAUUUGUAUCAUUUUGGGUUGCUAGUUGCACAGGCAGCAACGUGUCUGUGCUGUGGGAUUUUGGAGAUGGUUCCCGGGCAGAGCAGACACAAAAUGUGUCGCAUGUCUUUACCGCAACGGGUGAAUUCACUGCAACCGCCACUGCAUUUAAUGCCAUAAGUCAUAAAUCUGUGACCCUCAAGUUGAAUGUCUUGCAUCCUGUUUCAGACUUUAGCCUUCAAACUAUGCAGCCGUACAGUGUGGUUGGAGAAGAAACUUUUAUCACAGCAGUUAGCAGUGAAGAGAAGAGUGCCACCUACUAUUGGACAGUGGAUGGUUUGGUGCCAAAACAAGGAACUUGGAAGUUUAGAUUUGUUUUCCCCAAAGCAGGAGUGUAUCAAGUGAAAAGUACAGCCCAGAACUUGGUGAGCAGAAGGGAGGCAGUGAUUUUCGUUGAAGUCUUUGAGAGAAUAGAGGGUCUUCACAUUGAUUGUCCUAGAUUGACAAAUAUGACAUAUUUACCGACCCAUGAGGAUGUGGUGUUUGUCGCUUCUGUCACAAAAGGCUCCAAUAUCACAUAUAAGUGGCUUGUUAAACAAAAUGAAAUAAAGCAUCAGGUUACAGCUGAUGGAGAACGUUUUCAGUUUGUUGUUCAAACUCCUGGUCGGCUCACAAUUCACUUAAGUGCCUCUAACAAGUUGAGUGAUUCCAACAGCUUUGCUUCUGUUCUGGCUGUAGAACAUGUAACAAGUGCACACAUAGCCACACGAACAGAUAUUGUGGCAGUGGGGAAGUUUGUGAAUAUUUCAGUGUCUGUCCUUACCGGUUCUGACCUGAAGUACUUUUGGUAUGUGGACACUGAUCUUCCACUCCUUGAGACAGAUGCCCCUUUUCUUCUUCACAGGUUCACAAGCUCAGGGCAUCGUUUUGUUAAAGUUUCAGUUCAGAACGCCCUCAGUGAAAGUAAUGACACAAAAAUCUUUACAGUUCAAGAAGAGAUCGAAGAGGUGGACUUUGGAAUAGGUGGCAAGAUGUUUCCGUUUCAUAUGAGCACAAGUACUGCUGUGUCUUUCCAAGGGUUUGUCAACAAAGGUAGUGAUCUGCACUGGGACUGGCAAAUUAGAGAUCCCAUAAAUAACCGUUUUUGUGCAACCAACCACACCUUUACCUACACCUUUCUCCAUGAAGGCAUUUAUAGAGUGUCUUUGAAUGUCUCCAAUGCAAUUAACUGGCAGGAAGUUACACACAGUGUAAUCGUCCAGGAUCGAAUCGAAGGUCUCACUCUAAACAUUACCAAGGAUACUUUCUGUUCUGAGGAGGAAGUUACUUUCUUACCAACAGUCAAGAAAGGAAGCAAUGCAAGCUUUGUUUUGAUCUUUGAAACUAAAGACUGGAUGCAUAGUCAGAAUGUGGUUGAUGGAUUGUUCACCACAUCAAACCUUCCAGCAGGGACACAUAUUGUUAAACUGACAGCUUGGAAUCAGGUGAGCAGUGCACAGAUGUCAACCCAACUGCAGAUCUUGGAGAAUGUAAAAACUGUACGACUCUUAACCCCUGUCCACCAUGCCAUAGAGGCUCUGAAGAAGUUUCAUUUUGAGGUGGAUAAUCAAAAUGAGUUUGCAGUCAACUACACCUGGAAAUUUUACCUAGGAGAUACUGAACCUUUGUGGCGCAGAGGAAAGGAAGUCAUCUUUACGCCACACAUCAAUGGUUCAUUGUCAGUGACUGUGUUGGCAAGCAAUGGUGUUUGCUUCAAGAUGCUAAACAAGACUCUGACAGUUGAAUGGCCUGUUAAAGAGGUCCAACUUGUUUGUCACUCAAAACCAAUAUUUUCUGGCCAUCUUGUACUAUUUUCUGCUAAAAUUAAUGGAGGGAGCAACCUGAGAUACGUGUGGAAACUUGGAAACUCCAUAAAAGAGUGGCCAACACAUCUCAGUGCAGUCAAUCAUACAUUUGACAAUGUUGGGGUAUACAUUGUAAUGGUCAACGUCUCCAACAGUGUCAGCCAAAUGUCUACACAACUACGCAUAAAAGUGGUGGAGUUGGAAUGUUCCAACCCUCAAGCCUCACUUAUCCAAAGCCGGCCAACUAUCUUCAGAUCCAGAGUGAGUUUCUUUGAAGCAAGUGUGGAUAUUAACUGCUCUGCCUACAAGACAACAUACCAGUGGGAGAUGUUCAGAGUAUCCAAUUGCACUAAUGUUAAUAUGGACUUAACUGGGAACAGAGUCCUUCUCAAUGGUACAACGUCACCUUUUCUCCAUCUUCCAAAGCAUACUCUCAAUGUGGGACAGUAUUGCCUUUUAUUCACCGUUUCACUCCAAGGAACCCCUUUGCUAGUGCAACAAAAAACCACAGUCACGGUGGUCUGCUCCCCGUUGGUGGCUGUCAUUAAGGGAGGUUCACAUAGACUGUGGUCAAGCACCCGUAAUCUUGUUCUGGAUGGAAGUGCGUCUCAAGAUCCUGAUGCAGGCCAAGGCGAAGAGGAUGCACUCCAAUAUCACUGGACCUUCAUGAUAGAGGUGACAGUGUGUGAAACACAACAACUUGCUGUGUUUGUGGAGUGUCUAUCCUGUCCAAGCCACACCCCCAUCAUCCUGUCUGGACAUUGUGGAGAGUGUGAUGACCAAGCUCAGUACAAUUGGAGCGCUGAGGAUGAGUCAGGCACGACAGUUGACCUCGAAAAGGUCGCCACCUCUACAGGAAGACACUCCUCUAAAUUGGUGUUACGUUCAGAUGCUGUGCUGCCAGCGAACAUGUAUACCUUCACUGUCAAUGUGACCUUGCCUGGCAGUGGCAGGUGGGGCAGCGCAAGUCAAAUGGUUGUACCUAACAAGCCCCCUAAUGGAGGUCUGUGCGAAUUGAAGCCAGAGUCGCACAUUCAUUCGCUUGGGACUAUAGUCACCUUCAACUGUUCAGGUUGGAGAGAUGAUGAAAACACAUCCUCUGAGCUCAUCUAUACCUUUCAGGUUGCACCAUGCCAUCCUAUAAUGUGCCCUGUUCUCACUCUGUACAAGGGCACCCGGUCAACUUUUGGCAGCAUAGUUCCAGUGGGGAGUCCUGUGAAAGGACAAAAUAAGUCACUUAUUACAGUUACUUUGCACAUAGAAGACAAUCUUGGGGCAAGUAUCAUGGGUCUAAACAGAACUCUGAGUGUUCAGACUCACGUAAAUGCCAGUGAGUGGCUUAGAACAAAGAGCCAAACAGAAAUGUGGGCCUUAGUCCAACAUGGCAACCCUCAGGAAAUCAUCCCGUAUUCCAUUGCUCUCACCAGUCAGCUCAAUCAGAUCAUGUCUGGACAAAGAACCAGAGAGCUCACAAUGAAGAGGGAGAUAAGAGAAAAUGUUACAAAAGCUUUGGUCUCUCUCCCUAUUUCCUCCCUGAUGGAUGUUGAUCAAAUCAGCUCAGCUUUAGCCCAGUCCACUGCUGUUCCCCCUGACUUAAUGUGUGUCAACUGUCAGGAGAAGGUUCUUGAAGCAGUCGGGAAGAUGAUUCACGUAAUGGAAGAACACAAAAGUCCUGGUGGUGGUGUUUCAGCGUUUGACACCGGGAGGAACAUCCUUAGCAUCAUAGGUAGCUCUCUGGCUGCUGCGUCGUUAUCGGCCAUUGCUUCAAGUCCUCGUCAGAACUACUCCAGAAGUCUGCAGGCCGCUUCAGUCAUCACCUUGUCGGCAAUGAGCCAUGCAGGGGCCUUAAUGCGCUCCCUGAUGCAUUCACCCGCUCCUGGUGAGGUGCCCCUUUCGUUCGUCACACCUUACAUCAGUACAGCCGGUUUCAUUGGAGACCCCUCCGACCUUCUCGGCUCUAAGCAGUCGAAUCCCUCCCAGCUAUCAACUCCAGCAUGUCCAUUUCUAAUCCCAACCUCACUCACCACUCACCUCAAGAGUCAGCGCUCAGAGCUGGUGCAGGUGGUUUUGGGUCUGGAUGAGUCUCACUCGUUCUUGCCCGCCGCUGACCCUCCGAUCUCCACCACCCUGGUCGCCAUGGAGAUCACUACUCCUCAGGGCGAGCCCAUACCCAUCCAAGAUCUGGAGCCUGACCAGGCCAUUCGAGUCACCCUGCACAGCAAGCUUCCUGUGGAGAAGAGUAACUCAAGUGGGGAUGGGAGAGUGGAUGGACAUACUGAUGGUACAUGUCCCACUGUUGCGCUUCCACCUGAGAAACAUUUGAACUUCACAAUAAAAACUGUGGGUGGCCUGGAUGACAAUACAGGUUUAUACAUCUCCUUCAACUUCAGCUUGUUACCAGGAGUCACCACAGAGACUCUGGGCCUUGUUACGAUAGAAAUGACAAGUGGAUCUCAGGAUUCCUUCAUAAAAGAGUGGCCUAUCAAUAUUUCGACUCUUAAAACCUUCACAGAGGAAACUAUAUUUCUGUCCCCACACUCUGUGUGCCAGUACUACAGCGUCAAGGAGAGGACUUGGAGUAGUGAGGGUCUCAAGCCACUGGACGGCACUACACUCCAAACAGUGCAGUGCCUGACGCACCACCUCACCAUGUUUGGGGCCAGUUUGUUUCUUCAUCCUGGGGCCGUUGUGCUACUGCCGCCUGCAGGUGGUCCCAGUCUUAAUGUGAUGGUGGGGAUUGUAUGUGCUGUUCUGAUCCUGAUUCACCUGCUGGUGGGACUCAUUGCCCAUAAACUGGACCACAUGGACAGCUUGAGACAGAGCCAAGUACCCCUGUGUGGUCGAUCGGGACUGUACCACUACAGAGUGCUGGUCAAGACUGGUUGGAGGCAUGGAGCAGGUACCACAGCACAUGUUGGCAUCAGUCUGUAUGGUGUCAACAAGAGCGGCUCUCGCCAUCUGCAAAGGGAUGGAGCUUUUCAACGUGGCAGCCUGGACCAGUUUCAUUUAGAGACAGACGACAACUUGGGCGAAGUUUGGAAAAUUCGAAUAUGGCAUGACAACACAGGCUUAGACCCAUCCUGGUAUGUUCACCAUGUGGUGGUCUGGGACCCUAUGACUGACCACAUGUUCUUCUUCCUGGUGGAUGACUGGCUCUCUGUGGAAAAUCCGAAGAAUGGUACAGUGGAGAAAGAAAUCCUGGCCUCAUGUCCCGAAGAACUUUCCCAAUUUCAGCGAAUCCUGUCAUCCCAGUUGCUUUUUGGAAUGGUGGAGCGCCACCUGUGGCUAUCGCUAUGGGAACGCCCCAUCCACAGUGUUUUUACCAGAGCUCAGAGAGUUACCUGUAGUGCUCUCAUGCUGCAUCUGUACCUGGCAUUGGCUGCUCUGUGGUACGGGGCUGUGGGUUCCGAGGGGCACAGUGGGCCAGUGUCAGCCAAACUGCUGGUCAAUAUGGAAACUGUUGCGGUGGGGAUGGUUGUUGCAGUUCUGCUGUUUCCUCUUCAGUGUUUGAUCUGCUUUUCGUUUAGAAAUGCCCACAGUCAGGUAAUCGUGGACAUGUCAGUUCCUCCGUCACCAGUUUGUUAUUCUGUGGAGAUGGAUGUCUACCUCAGCCAAUCAGAACUAUCAGGGCCAUCUUUUUCCAGCCCACUUCGAGACAGUCCCUCAUCAUUACUGGAGAGCAAAGCUAUUGACUCCAGCAUCUUGGACUUCUGGGCUGCUUCUGGUUUAGUGCCCCAAAACGACGGCACAUGUCAGGACGAUAUUGCGGCUUCCUGGGCAUCUUGUGACAGUCUGCUUAAAGAAUCGGAAGUCCCUGAGACCUGUGAGGCCUCACUUACUUUGUGCACAACACGCCAACUAAGAAGGAAAAAGGCUCGCAUGCAGCUGAACUUGACCUCCUCUUCUGACCCACCUGCUGCCCUACUUCAUCCCCUCCAAAAAGACACUAUGGACAAUCACUCUUCUCCUGCUCAGGAUCGGGAUAUUUCCAAUCCGCUGCAGGCUCACAACCACAAUAUGACAAACAUUUUGACUCUGUCCGAGGAGAAUCUGCUGAUGUCAAUAGAAGAAGCAACAGAGGACAGUGUCCAUUUCACCAGAAACAACUCAGACAGCGGUCGGGACUCUCCCACUACGACCUCAUCAUUCUCUAAUGCCCAGAGCACCUUGUGUAGCAGUUGGUCGGAUCACACUGAGGAUAAAUACCUCCAUGAGCCGGAGUUUCUUAAGUUUGAGCCUCAUUCGUGUCCUUCCCUGUGCGAGACAAAACUCUACAAAUGUCCGUCUGUUCUAUCUAUGGACUCGGUGGCCAGCACCUUCCUACCGAGUCCUUAUCCUGACUCGACAAGAUGCUCCUCCACCACACGCAUUGGCAUCAUUAGAUGUCGGCGCAGCUGGCUGUUUCCUCCCUGGGUGCUGUAUAUGAUCUACCCACUAGUAGCUGUCCUGAUCGGAGCCUGCCUUGCUCUUGUCGGAAUCUAUGGCAGCCUCUUCUCCAGAACAGUGGUCCUCAUGUGGCUCAUAUCUGCGCUGUCUGCCUUCCUCACCUCUGCUCUCCUCCUGGAACCUCUCAAGGUGUGCAUUCAGGCCCUGAUCUACACUGUCAUUUGGCGACCUGUGGAUCCAGAGGUGGAGGACCAACUAGCCCAGGAGACCACAGUGGUGAGAGCAUUUGGAGAACAUGGUAGGAAGGUUCGACCACCCUGUGGCUAUGGACUGCUGCAGGCUAAGGAGGAGGCUAGGAAAGUCCGUGCACUGAGGUCACUCAUGAGGCAAUGUGUGUUCCAGCUGCUAUUUCUGUUGCUGGUGCUCAUGGUGAACUACCAGGACAGUGUGGAAAGAAGCCAGGGGCGGCUGUUGCACUCCGCUGUUAGACGCCAGCUUCACAGCGCUCCCGACGGUGACCGCAACCUAACAUCUAUCAGAAACUGCUUAGAUUUAGAGCUGUGGAUGAACAGUACCUUGGUGACCUACCUGCACCAAAACCCCUGGCUCCGCCUUUUGGGCUUACCACGGCUCCAGUACACACACACACUGGGCCGGGCGCAGGUCACUCUGGGAAACAGCAGCGUGGCGACACAGCGAGUCCUGGACGACCUCCACAUGGGAGCCUUUUGCAUUAAUCAGCUCAAGACCCUCUCUUUGGAUUUUACACAGUAUCACAGAGAGUCCAGUUUAUUUCUAUGUCUGUCCAUCCAACUAGAUUGGACACAAAGAGUCACUUCUUCCCUCUCCAUCUAUCCGAUCCUCAUUCCAUCAUCGCAUGAAGGCUUAGACCUCCAUCUGGUCCUGAUGGUUUUCCUUAUCAGUUCUGCUCUCCUCAUUUUGUUUGGGGAACUGUGGUCGAUGGCUAAUGAGCGUUCUCAGUAUCUGUGUCAAGGCAAACAUUGGCUACAGCUCAUGUUGACUGCAUUGUCUUUGGCGACAAGUGUGCUCCACCUCUGUUUUCUCUCCGAGGCCACUUCCUGUGUUUCCCAGCUGCGAUCUCAACCUGACACCUUCAUCAACUUCCAUGGCCCUGCUCUCCUGAUUCAAAGGUCUUCUCAAUGUGCUGCUGUCUUACUUACUCUUCUGGUCCUAAAGCUGUUGGGAACAUUAAGAUUUGUGCGGAGGUGGGUUCUGAUCAUCAGAGUCCUGAACAGAGCUUGGAAGGAGUUGUUGGCCUUAAGUUUCCUCUUACUACUACUGCUUUUGUUCAUUACUCACCUCGGGAAUACGCUCUUCUCACGGUCAGUGGAAGGCUUUUUGUCCAUGCAUCAGGUGGUUGUUUCACUGAUGUCCAUUCUCCGUGGCCGGCUUGGCCUCCAGAGACUAUGCAGGGUCCACCCUGUCCUCGGUCCUCUCUAUGGACUACUGUUGAUGGGGGCAUGUUUCUGGCUUAUGGCCAAACUCUUAGGAGCUGUUCUCAUUCGUGCUUACAGGGCUGAGAAAGCAGACAUUUAUCGUCCAACGACAGAACCGCAGGACUAUGAGAUGGUGGAGUUCUUCAUCAAGAGACUCAAGCUGUGGCUUGGACUCACCAAGGCUAAAGAAUUCAGGCACAGGGUGAAGUUUGAAGGCAUCGACGUUCCUUCUUCCAGAGUCUCCCAGGAAUCCCAUAUUUCCACUCUCUUUUCCUCCCUUCCAUCUUCUCAGUCGCCGUCCUCAUCUCCUUCCUUUUCAUCUCCACGUCGCUUGUCGUCAUCCCUCUCUGUCUUGUCUGAGGAGUCUUCACUUUCUGAACAAGGGUUUGACGUCCAACCUUUCCUGGACCACCUGCUGCCGUGUGUCAAUGCUUUGCUAUCUCAGUUUGAUCGGGUCACCCAGAUAACUGAGGAUGUGCACAACCUGGAGAGUGAAUUUAGAGCUUUGUGUAGGAGAAAGAAAAGUAAGAUCAGUAACAAGGAGAAAUGUGAGGACAGAUUUAAAAAAUCAGCAAAUCCAAAGGAUCAGGAAGGUGAUGGGAGGACUAAAGGUGAAGUAAGACGCAGGAGGACAGGUUUGCUUUACGCUAAUCCACAAAAAUCCAUUUCAUCCAUGUUUCCUUUCACUCCUUCCACAAUUCAACCCCCUGAUGCACCAGUCCACCUCUGCCCACGGACAAGGAGCUCUCACUCAGAAUCUGAAUCAUUACAUCGACAGUAUCACAUGUCUAGUGACACAACUGAAGCAGCAAAGCACGCAACAGGAAUCUACAGCUUGCAUCCUGUAAAUUCUCCUGCUUUUAUUAGUUUUCCCAAGAGGAGAGCGUGGCAUUCUGGAAGCUCUCACUCAGCUGAUGGAGCUCAAAGGUUGUGGCUAAAACAAGGCGGCGUUGCCCCAUGUGGCAGUUUUGAUCUCACCUUCAACCGACCAAAUAGCGAAGAGGGCAUAAGCAGACGUAUCAGCGAUGGGGCGCCGAAAAAGAGGAAGGCUUGGAUCUCUGAGGGACCCUCCUAA
Messenger RNA from Phycodurus eques (leafy seadragon), 12033 nucleotides. RefSeq names its product polycystic kidney disease 1b (gene pkd1b). Lineage: Eukaryota; Metazoa; Chordata; Actinopteri; Syngnathiformes; Syngnathidae. Bases 1 to 12033 code for a protein of 4010 amino acids. Gene Ontology annotation, molecular function: protein binding. Gene Ontology annotation, cellular component: membrane. The record is from RefSeq and is a predicted model, not a curated record. The transcript is spliced from 41 exons. Gene Ontology annotation, biological process: kidney development.